GCCAUCUUGGCUCGAGCACACGGCCAGGCCCACUGCCUGCAGGGCCGCAGUAUUGGCAGUCGCACCGCUCGCCCGCAUCCAGCAUGCCGGGCACGGGCCUCCGCCGCAAGGGCAACGACGCAUUCACGGCCCAGCUCUUGAACAAGACGCGCUUGUGCAGCUUCUACGAGAGUGGUACCUGCACCCGAGGGGAGCACUGCGGCUUCGCGCAUGGGAGAGACGCUCUGCGCAAGGCCCCAGACUUCUCGUUCACCCAGCGCUGCAGAAGCUUCGCGGAGACUGGGACGUGCAGUCAGGGCAACGUGUGCACGUUCGCCCACGCGCCGGGGCAGCUGCGGCGCUGGAGGCACACCGAACGCAACAGGAACGGCUCCGGGCGCGGCUCGGUGGAGUGUGCGCCGCAGGAGUGCGAAGUGCAGCCGCAGCUGCAGCAGCAGCCGCACCGCGCCCGCUCGGCGGCCGCCCGCGCGGCCUCGCGCCCCCAGGACGUGCCCGCGCCGGUUGGCGCGCAGUGCGAGCGGCAGCGGCAUCCGCAGGCCCCGCGUGCACCGGCGGGGCGCGGCGCAGAGGCAGCCGGGCGAGGCGCGCGCCGCAGUUUGGCGUUGCAGCCCUCCGCGCCGCAGCUGUCCGCCGCCAGCACGCAGGCUCAGCACCUGGAGGCCCUGGCGGGGGGCAGGACGCCCUUGCGCUCUGGGGCGGCGAUGUUCGUGCCGCGCCCCCAGGGGGGCGCGGAGGAGGCGGCCCAGGUCAGCGCGUUGCUGCACGCGCUCGACGUGCUGCCGCGGUCGGGCGGCGCCGAGGCUGCGCGGCAGGUGUGCGGCCAGGUCGGCGAGAAGCCCGUGUGCCGCACGGAGGGUGUCGCAGAUCUGGGCGAGCUCCAGGCCAAGGCCAGCCUGCCGUUCGUGUGCCUGCCGCCGCGCGACCCCCUGGAAAUCUGCAGGGGCAUCACCGAGAGCAGCGAUGCGUUCGAUGUGGAGUCCGUGUGCAGUGUGGUGACCGCGGACAAUGAGAUCCAUUGUGGCAGGGCGAAGGAGGGUUCGUCCCCGCAGCUGGCGGCGACAGUCAGUCGCACGUUCCUUCACUUCUUCGUGCCAGGCGGGGGCAGCAGUCUCGGCAGCCGCCGCCGCGCCUCUUCGGCGCACUGAAGGAAGUACGGCGUCCACCCGAGUCUCUUCGAAUUCGACCACAGAGGCGAGUUGAGGAUAUACGACUCGGGCAUGGUGAAGGACAUCAUGCUGAUGGGGGAGGACUUCCACUCACUUAGGCUGAACGGGGAAGCGUCGUCUGGAUGACUUCCAGUGCAGUCAGCUUUGUUAAUUAGAAUUCGGCGCCAUCCGCGGAACUACAUCGGUUUGGCAGCACCUUUGCGCCCCCUCGUUAUUUUUUCUUGUCUGUUCUAACCCUCUGCGAAAUCUGAUACGUCGAUACUUCUAAAUUGUAAGCUGGGCCUGAUGGUCGACGACUUUCACGCCCCAUCCUUGAUCUGGGACUGCAGGCACAGGUGAGACGACGUUGUCUGUCGGGUACCAACAUCUGUGCAUUUGCUUGUGCGGCGCUAUGAGUUGUCAUGAUAUCACGUGCCGUGAUGUCCUGCUUUGCAGCUGUCUCUGGCCUUUUAUACUACGGGGUGAUGGGG
Messenger RNA from Prorocentrum cordatum, 1636 nucleotides. The record is from the annotation of a GenBank genome assembly. Lineage: Eukaryota; Dinophyceae; Prorocentrales; Prorocentraceae.